UCACGUGCGCCACAGAUUCAUCCUUCAGCUCAGACGCCUCCCGCAGCCAGACAGCGCAACGCUUCCUUCACCGCUGGGGCUUCGAUUUCGAGUGGAGAAGCAGCCCCAGCGGUCGCCCGCUUUGCAAACCCGGCCGUGAGCGCUCCCCUGUGACCCCGACACACUCCAGCCCCCGAUCCCUCUGCUUUGCCUUCGAGCCAAGACCCGUCCACGGUGAAUUUCCACAUCCCUCUUGCUGGUGGCGACCACCGUUCUGCUGCUGUGGUCUUCUCCGACCAGCGACUCGGAUCGAGGGUGCUCCGCCCGUGAUAGUUGCUGCUUAGAAGGAGAGCGUCGUCUACAAUUGGUCCCGGGUCGGGUCUUUGUUUGUUGGAAAACCAGGGGCGUUCCUCGCCUUCCAGAUUAGCCACAGGAUUCCUGCGAGCCACUCUUGAGAAGACGGAUCAGCCCCGACGGCAUCUCGUGUUUCCUGAGAGGCAUUCUAGUUUUCUUCUCCGUCAGACUUAAAAGCAAAAAUCAAGGACAGAGUCAGAGCAAAGACAAAAUGCAUCAUCCCAUUUUUGGGCAUUCUUUCGCCGAGCUCGUGGCACCGAUCCUUCUCCUUGGGCUCGCGAUCUAUUUUCUCAAUAAGAAGAAGGCUAGUGUGCAUAAAAAUGCAGAAAAUGCUAAUAUUGGCGCAUCUGGUUCGUUGACUGCGCCGACGGGAACUAAUUCCGGUGGAUCUAGUUCGUCUCCAACAGAAAUUAAUAAUGGUGCAUCUAGUUCGUCGACCGUGCCGACUGGAAACCGCUACGAGGUGUUCUUGAACUUUAGAGGCCCAGAUACUCGAAAAGGCUUCACCGAUCACCUCUACAAUGGGCUCGUUGAUGCCGGAAUUCGUGCUUUCAGAGACGAUGAAGAGCUUCGCCAAGGCGAGGAGAUCGGCCCAGAUCUUUUGGCAGCCAUCAAGAACAGUAAAAUCCUAAUCCCCAUUCUCUCUGAGAAUUAUGGUUCGAGCAAAUGGUGCCUGGAUGAACUGGUUCAAAUAAUGGAGUGCAAGAAUGAUACCACGGGGACUAUAGUGUUGCCUAUAUUCUACAAAGUAGAACCAGCUGAUGUGCGAUAUCAAAAAGGUAGUUUCGGAGAUGCAUUUCGUACACGUGAGAAGUAUUCCAACCCAUCGACUUUGGAGAAAUGGAAGCAAGCACUCAUUAAAGUCUGUUCCUUGAAAGCAUGGGAAGCCAAAGGGUAUGAAGGAGAAUUGGUAAAAUCGGUUGUCCAACAAGUGUUAUUCGAGCUGAAGAAGAAGUUUGAGUUGGUUAUUCCUGAGAAUUUGAUCGGAAUUGAUAGUCAUGUGAAGAAGAUUAUGGAAUUUGUAGAUAAUAAUUCUCGUGCCACCCUAUUUGUUGGCAUUUACGGAAUGGGAGGCAUUGGUAAGACUACUCUUGCGAAAACCAUCUACAACAAGCUCUCCAAUCAAUUUGAACACCGUAGCUUCAUUGCUGAUAUCAGGGAAUCAUGGAAGCGUAAUGGCAUUCAUUACUUACAGAAUCAGUUAAUCCAUGGCAUAUUGAAUCAAGAAAAUCAAGUUCGUAAUGAAGAUGAAGGGAUUAAGUUCCUCUCAUCCAUGCUUAAAGGUAAGAAGGCCCUCGUUCUUCUUGAUGAUGUGGAUGAUAAUCAUCACUUGAAGGCUUUGGCUGGAAAUCAGAGUUGGUUUUCUUCGGGAAGUAUGAUCUUCAUUACCACCCGAAACAAGAGUAUUCUUGACAACACUGGGGUAGACUACCAGUAUGAACAUGAGGAAAUGGAUAGGGAUAACUCUUUGAUUCUAUUUAGUAGACAUGCUUUUCGAAGGGACUCUCCUCCAAGUGAAUUUGAGGACCUCACUCAUGAUGUUGUAUCCACCACUGGAGGGCUUCCCUUAUCUCUUGAGGUCUUAGGUUCAUUUUUGUGUGGAAAAGAGCCAAAACUAUGGAGAGGCACGACAAAGAAGUUAAGAAAAGUCCCUCAUGAGAAAGUGCAAGAAAAGUUAAGGAUAAGUUACGAAGCAUUAACGCAUGAACAAAAACAAAUUUUUUUGGAUAUCGCCUGUUUUUUCAUUGGCACUGACAAGAGCAUCGCAUCCUACAUGUGGGAUGCAUGUGACUUUUUCCCGGAGGAGGGAAUUGAAGUAUUGAGAUUUCUAUCAUUAAUAAAAGUUGGAGAUAAUGAUGAGCUCAUAAUGCAUGACCAAUUGAGAGAUCUUGGUAGGGAAAUCGUCCGCGAGGAAAACAAGACGGAGCCUGGGAACCGUAGUAGGCUAUGGGACUCCAAGGAAGUCUUGGAAGUGCUAAAGGGAAAUGAGGGCACUAGAAAGAUCGAGGCCCUUUCUCUUGGCGAAUGGAGUACGGAAGAAAGAUACACAGCUGAACAAUUUAAAGAAAUGACCAACUUGAGGUUCCUUCAAGCAGAUGGUGCGAAUUUCACCGGAGAUUUCCAAAGCUUACUUCCUAAAUUAAGAUGGCUUCAAUGGAAGGGAUGUCCCUCGGAUUUCGUUGCGACCAACUUUCAUCCGAAGAAAUUAGUUGUACUCGAUUUGUCAAACAGUGAAAUUUCGGAGGACUGGGGAGGAUGGGCUCCACUCAAGGCUGUGAUAGCAAUGGUGCAGCAGGCUAUGCAAUAUGUUGACCAGACAACUGAUCUUGAGACCAAGAUAGGGCUUAUUAAGACACUUAACUCUGUCGCUGUUGGGAAGAUAUAUGUCGAAAUUGAGGUUGAUCAAGAAACUUGCAAAAAUAAAGGAAGAACGGGGUCUUAUAGCAGAAGCUAUUGAUUUGAUGCAAGAAAUCGGGGUAGAAAGUUUUGGAGCAACGGCAAAGACAGAGAAGAUUGCCUUGAUUUUUUAACAAGUUCGUCUGUGCAUAGAUUGCGAGGAUUAUGUCUGUGUACAUAUCUUUUCCAGGAAGAUCAGCCCCUGAGUGUUUGAUGCAGAUCCUUCUAAAGGGAAGAAAAAGCCUAAAGAAGAUGAAAACGUUGUGGAACAAGUGCCAGCUGAUAUUCCGUCUCUUCUGGAGUUGAAACGGAUAUACUAUGACUCAUGAUACGUUUCUAAGGCACAUGAACCUAUGCGGUCAAGCCUUCUUAAUGCCACUUUAGAGGAUAAACAUCUCUCAGAAAUUCCCCAAUUCAGGUUGCUGCUGAAACAAUUGGUCGCGGUGGAGGUCAUCCAAUGGACUCCUCUUUAAAGUACUUUCAAAGAUGAAAUUUGAGAAUGAGAAAACAUGCUAGGAGGUGGACAUGUUGAGAAGGCGGCAGAAAAUCUUAGACAGGGCCCAAUCAUAGUCAACAGAAGAAUUUUGGCUUCUCCUGGGCAAUACAAGCUACCUUUAGCUAGGAGCCUCUUUGGAGAAUCAUCGAACAUAAUAUUAGUGCCGUUUGAAGUAUUGCUUAAGGAUUACCUUAAAGAGACUUGCAGAGCUGUUAUGCCUUAGUAUCGAGGAAGCUGAGAAGCAUCUCUCCUUAAUGGUUUUUUCCAAGUCCCUGGUGGUAAAGAUAGACUGGCCAAUAGGAAUUGUCAGUUUCCAGACGACAAAGGACAGCAAUGAGAUUUUUAACUCGGAGCAACAAAUUUGGAAAAGCUGCUUGACCUUGUCGAGAAAAGUUGUCAUCAAAUCCCCAAGGAAACCACGGUUCAUGAGGCUGCUUUGAGAGGUUGAAGAUGUUUUUAGUUGAAUAAAUGAUCUGUCUCCCCUCGAGCAUCUCUCUCUCUCUCUCUCUCUCUCUCUCCCCGAAGAAUGCUGUUUCACAUUGUGGUCUGAAGUGGGGACCGGAGAUAUUCAUGAUAGAACUCUGGCGUAGCUGUCUUAGAUUUGAUUGCAUAUUUUGUAGGGGGACCAGAUCCGGGCUUGUUUCGGACUGAAAUGAUAUACUGAAUAUACUUUCUGUAUAGGAAUUUAGUUUGGUC
Molecule: messenger RNA, 3922 nt
Organism: Syzygium oleosum
Lineage: Eukaryota; Viridiplantae; Streptophyta; Magnoliopsida; Myrtales; Myrtaceae
Product: disease resistance protein L6-like
Exons: 12
Coding region: 545-2791 (748 amino acids)
Biological process (GO): signal transduction; defense response
Molecular function (GO): ADP binding
Source: RefSeq, a predicted model, not a curated record